AUACAGUAGGCAUAUAGACAGUGCUACGUUGGGACACUACAGCCUGACCUUUUGAUGUUUUUAUUAGAGGCCUACCCAUCUAAAAACGUUCACCUUUACAGUAACAUAUCAGAGUUCAUGUGUAAAAUAUUCAUUCCCUUUAAUUAUUCCCAACAUCUCUCAGACACAUUUAAUAUGAGGCGCAUCAUCGAGUCUCCAAUUUCCUCUGGAGGAUGCAACCAGUACCGAAUUACAUGCGCAAUCCUGCCGUGAAUCAGACAUCACCACGGUAACCGAACGGUAUUCACCAUUCUCUGCUUUACCCGUGAACGUCCGCGAGGCAACCCUACAGAUCGUCAUCCUCGCACGCAAUUAGUCAGGCAGGCAGACAUGGUGAAGCUGGGCAGUAACCUGGCUGAUAAGCUGGAUAAAGAACAGUCUAUGGACGAUGGCUUUGAUAACAUCCCUCUCAUCACCCCUCUGGAGGUGAACCAGCUGCAACAGCCAUACUUAGACAAGGUAAUCGUGAAGACCACAACAGAGUAUCAGCUGCAGCAGAAGAAAAAGAAGAAGCUGUACGUGCCGGGAAUCAAGAAGCUGAAUAUAAAACUGUACAACGAGGUAUCAGAGAAGGUCAAGCUCACAGGUUUGAUCCUCAUCACCCUUGGGUUCCUGGCUUGUCUUGUCCUGCUGAUCAUGUACAAGGCUCUGUGGUACGAUCAACUUACCUGCCCAGAGGGCUUCAUUCUCAAGCACAAGCACUGCACCCCAGCAGCAGUCCUGGAGCCCUGGUACUACACAGAGCAGCAGCAGCAGCAGGAGGACCCAGGCGUGCCCCCCCGCUCCAGCAGUCUCUACACCGCCCUGGGUCACCUCAACCAGGCCAAGAGGACCGCCGCCGGCGGCAUCAUCCCCGAGCUGCCCCCGUCACCAUGGUUCCCCGUCAUCAACGCCCUGAAGCAAGCCGAGAGGGCCAAAGAGGAGGCGAGUCGUUCGAAGGAGUGAGGGAUGGAGGGAUUUCCAGAGGGAAAGGGUUUAGGAAGUGGGUGAUCAAGGUAGAAGGGAAUAUGGGAUUUCCAAAAGGAAGAGGGGAUGGAGAUGAAGAUGGGUGGAAAAAGUGUUGUUUACUUGGUGGAGUUGACUGUGAGGUAUUGUGGGUAACGCUCCAAAUGUCUGUUUAGGUGGCAGCGAUUGUGACUCAUUUGCAGUAAAAUUAAUCUCCCUAUGACGUUAUCAGUGAAGACCACCGCCUUGUGUUAUGUGUGUGCGCGCCUGUGCGAGCGAGAGAGAGAGAGAGAGAGAGAGAGAGAGAGAGAGAGAGAGAGAGAGAGAGGUGAGAGAGAGGUGAGAGAGAGAGAGAGAGAGAGAGAGGUGAGAGAGAGGUGAGAGAGAGAGAGAGAGAGGUGAGAGAGAGAGAGGUGAGAGAGAGAGAGAGAGAGAGAGAGAGAGAGAGAGAGAUGUGCGUGUGAGAAGCGUUGGAGAACUGAACAUAUAACAAGAUUCCCUGAAAUUCUCACUAGAUUGUCCUUAUCAGACUAACAUGUUUUGAGGUUUUGAGAGUAUCAUUAGUAAUGUGGUCUUACAAGGUUCAGUGUUAUUGCAUUUAGAUGGAACUCAACAUGGUUUUUGUAGAUGUUUACAAACACAUUACUGGAAUAAAACGUCUUGUUCUAUUCAGGAAGCACACAGCUCACAUUAAUUUAGAAACCUGAUUGUAAAAAACGUAUUUACCAUGCCUUUUUUUCUCAGUAGAUUUCCCAGCAACUCUGAACAAUUUGUGUAUGAGGAUUUUGGUACAAUUGGGUACGCGGAACUUGUAUAUUUUCGGGUGGAAGAUAGUCAAAUGGGUUGAUGUUAUUUCAAUGCAGAUGAUUUCGAUUGUAGUAGACUAGCAGCUGUGCAGGUAGGAUUCAUGUUUCAGAAUUAAUAUUUUAACAGAACAAUAACUACCUAGAGUAUCUGUAUCUUUGUGUUUUCUAGUAUUUAUUUAAUUACUUAUUUAUUAUGAGCUUACUUUUUUUCUUAAGCAAUUUAUUUGACAUUUGUUUGAUUUGGGUGAAAAGCUGGAAGGAUUUCUUUGGGGAUUUUUUUAAAAUAGUGAAUAAAAUGCAAAUUCAAUUCACAUCAAGUUUGCAUUAAUCCUAAUUCAUCAUAACAACUGGCAGUAUUUUCACCAUGGAUCAGAUUGUAAAUAUGAAUGUGAUACUGUCAUUAUGUCACCAUUCACCACCCAGUGUUAAUAAACCUUGUUCCGUUCUGAGUGCCAAACGUUUGUGUCAGACCCAUCAAUAAAGUGUUCAGCUUUA
Messenger RNA from Oncorhynchus kisutch (coho salmon), 2285 nucleotides. RefSeq names its product neuronal vesicle trafficking-associated protein 1-like. Gene Ontology annotation, cellular component: endosome; membrane. The transcript is spliced from 5 exons. NCBI's taxonomy places the organism in Eukaryota, Metazoa, Chordata, Actinopteri, Salmoniformes, Salmonidae. Gene Ontology annotation, biological process: endosomal transport; clathrin coat assembly. The record is from RefSeq and is a predicted model, not a curated record. Gene Ontology annotation, molecular function: clathrin light chain binding. Bases 370 to 984 code for a protein of 204 amino acids.